AUGUCGUCAGACGGACUGUCGUCUAAGGCCUUAAAGGUGAAAAGAGAGACUGGGGAGAACACUCCAAUGCUCUCAGAUGAUGAAUUAAUGUCAAUGUCUGUGCGGGAGCUUAACCACCACUUGCGUGGCUUAUCAAAGGAAGAAGUGGUACGGCUCAAACAGAGGAGAAGGACCCUAAAGAACAGGGGCUACGCCGCCAGUUGCCGUGUGAAGCGUGUUUCCCAAAAGGAGGAACUAGAGAAGCAGAAGAAUGACCUCCAGCAGGAAGUGGAGAAGCUGGCACAGGAGAAUUCUACUAUAAAGCUGGAGCUGGAUGCCCUAAGGGCCAAGUAUGAGGCUCUGCAGAACUUUGCACACUCAGUGUCCCUAGGGCCCAUCACUCCAGCAAAAGUUGCUGCCACCAGCGUGUGAUCACCAUUGUGAAAUCCUCUGGGAACUCUUACUCUUAA
Molecule: messenger RNA, 449 nt
Organism: Staurois parvus
Lineage: Eukaryota; Metazoa; Chordata; Amphibia; Anura; Ranidae
Source: the annotation of a GenBank genome assembly